Molecule: messenger RNA, 978 nt
Organism: Spodoptera littoralis (African cotton leafworm)
Lineage: Eukaryota; Metazoa; Arthropoda; Insecta; Lepidoptera; Noctuidae
Source: the annotation of a GenBank genome assembly
AUGGCCAGAUUUUGCGCAGUAUUUGGUGUACUGUUUGCUCUUGUUGCAGUCAACGGCAACCAGAACUUGCAUCCAUUAUCCGACGAAUUUAUUGAUUUAAUCAAUUCCAAACAAAACUUUUGGAGCGCCGGCAGGAACUUCCCGAAGAACACACCAAUUUCAUACCUUAAGAAUUUGCUUGGUGCUUUGGAAGACAAAAAUUUCCAUAAUUUAAGGAAAGUGGACCAUCUCGACGAUAUAGAAACUCGUAGUAAUCUUCCAGAGAGCUUUGACUCGAGGGAAAAAUGGCCCAACUGUCCUUCCUUGAAUGAAGUAAGAGAUCAAGGCUCAUGUGGCAGUUGUUGGGCGUUCGGUGCUGUGGAGGCGAUGACUGAUAGGUACUGUAUAUAUUCUGAUGGAAAACAACAUUUCCAUUUCUCUGCUCAGGAUCUUCUUACUUGUUGUGAUAUUUGCGGUAGUGGCUGUAACGGGGGUUACCCUUCAGCAGCUUGGUACUAUUGGGAGAGUAAUGGUAUUGUAUCUGGAGGGAAUUAUAAUUCGAGUGAAGGAUGCAAACCCUACGAGAUACCGGCCUGUGAGCAUCAUGCAGUUGGACCACUGCCGCCGUGUGGUAACAUUCUUCCCACUCCUUCUUGUAAUAAAACAUGCAAUACUGGUUACAAUACAGAUUAUGAAAAAGAUAAGCGUCGUGGUAAGACAGUAUACAGUGUAGAUUCUAAUGAGGAGAGUAUAAAAACCGAAUUGUUAAAAAAUGGGCCUUUAGAAGUGUCCUUUGUCGUAUAUACAGAUUUCUUUAAUUACAAAGAAGGAGUUUAUGUACAUACAGAUGCACCGUUCGCUGGCCGCCAUGCUGUCAAGAUGUUGGGCUGGGGAGUUGAAAACGGCGUUAAGUACUGGCUCGUCGCAAAUUCGUGGAAUCCUAAUUGGGGAACAAGGGAUUCUUUAAAAUACUGCGUGGAGAAAAUCACUGCGAAAUAG